GGGCUGAGUAAGGCAGCUGCAGGCUGAGGCAGGAAAUAAUUUGUGUGUGCAUGAAAGCAUUUGUGUGUUUAGAGGCUUGUUUCUACUCGGAUCACUGCGUUCUCCCCCACUCACUGCUCCUACGUGUUUUGACCCACCACCAACUCACUUCUCAAGUAUGCUCCCCUUCCAAGCAGCACCCGGUCAGUUUGGUCCAGAAAUCCGGGAACCUGGCCUGCGGGUGUGGAGGGUGGAAAAAAUGAAGGCAGUGCUGCUGGAUCCCUCUGAGGUGGGAGCUUUCUACAAUGGAGAUUCCUAUCUGGUGCUGGAGAACCGUGGUGAUCAGGGAGCUGACCUCCACAUGUGGAUAGGUGAGAAGUCAUCUCGAGAUGAGCAGGUAGCAUGUGCCAUGCUAGCCACCCAGCUGGACAACUUUCUUAGCGGCGACCCAGUUCAGCACAGACAGGUUCAGGGCUUCGAGACCCCUGAAUUCAUGGAGCUCUUCCCCAGAGGGGUCAGCUACAAGGAAGGUGGUGUGGAGUCUGGCUUCAGGAGGACGCAGGGCUGCGGUACGGUCCACAGGUUGUACCAGAUCAAAGGGAAACGCAACAUCCGUGCCAAGGAGGUGGAGCUGUCUUGGAACAGCUUCAACAAGGGCGACUGUUUUAUCCUUGAUCUUGGAGAGACUAUUGUAUCAUGGAUCGGGUCACAAGCCAACAUUUUUGAGAAGCAGAAGGUGCGUGAAAUUGCCUCACUGAUCCGGGACACAGACAGACAUGGAAAAGCUCGUAUUGCGGACACUAAUGAGGGGGAGGAGCCAGAGGAGAUGCUCAAGGUCCUGGGAAAGAUGCCAGCACUAGCAGAGAGCACGCCAGAGGAGGACAGCCAAGCUGAUGCAUCCAACUCUGCAUCCUUAUACAAGGUGUCUGAUGCCACAGGUUCCAUGACAAUGACCAAGAUAUCAGAAAAGAGCCCAUUUGCCAAGGAGCUGCUGGUCCGUGAUGACUGCUUCAUUUUGGAUAAUGGCGCCAAUGGAAAAAUCUUUGUCUGGAAAGGAAAUGGAGCGAACGCUGAGGAGAAGAGGGAGGCCCUACAGAUGGCGGACAACUUCAUCAAGCAAAUGAAUUACCCCAGAAUGAAAACACAGGUGGAAAUUCUGCCACAGGGAAAGGAGACAAUCAUCUUCAAGCAGUUCUUCAAGAGCUGGAACUAAACUUUUUACUGGAACAUAUGACAAAUCCUGUACUCAAGAAGAAAAUGCACAUCUGCACAAAGACAGCAUCUAAUUCAAAACCCCUUUUUUUAUAUGCAUUCAUUUGUAUGUACAUAUUUUAAAGGCGGCGUGCAGACAGAGCACACUGCAGCUUGCUUUGAACUUUGGUAGAAUCAGAGAUGUGAUGCCACUUUUUUAAAAAACAAAAUCAUUAUUUUCUGUUAUGAGUGUGUGGAUUGAAAAGAGAACUAUAACAAUGACCUUAAGUAAAUUAGAUUGGAUUUUUUUUUAUAUAUUUGUUCAAUAGUGUCACAGAUUUGUCUGCAUUUGAAAAAUAAACCUGAAAAUUGUU
Messenger RNA from Melanotaenia boesemani (Boeseman's rainbowfish), 1544 nucleotides. It is a transcript of the gene capgb, whose product is annotated as capping protein (actin filament), gelsolin-like b. Bases 158 to 1192 code for a protein of 344 amino acids. Gene Ontology annotation, cellular component: actin cytoskeleton; cytoplasm. NCBI's taxonomy places the organism in Eukaryota, Metazoa, Chordata, Actinopteri, Atheriniformes, Melanotaeniidae. The record is from RefSeq and is a predicted model, not a curated record. The transcript has 9 exons. Gene Ontology annotation, molecular function: actin filament binding; phosphatidylinositol-4,5-bisphosphate binding. Gene Ontology annotation, biological process: actin filament severing; barbed-end actin filament capping; actin polymerization or depolymerization.